Harpegnathos saltator (Jerdon's jumping ant) is the source of this 2301-nucleotide messenger RNA. RefSeq names its product Probable cytochrome P450 304a1 (gene Cyp304a1). The record is from RefSeq and is a predicted model, not a curated record. NCBI's taxonomy places the organism in Eukaryota, Metazoa, Arthropoda, Insecta, Hymenoptera, Formicidae. Gene Ontology annotation, molecular function: steroid hydroxylase activity; heme binding; oxidoreductase activity, acting on paired donors, with incorporation or reduction of molecular oxygen, reduced flavin or flavoprotein as one donor, and incorporation of one atom of oxygen. The transcript has 7 exons. Gene Ontology annotation, biological process: xenobiotic metabolic process. Gene Ontology annotation, cellular component: cytoplasm; intracellular membrane-bounded organelle. Bases 1 to 1512 code for a protein of 503 amino acids.
AUGACUCCAUUGUUAAUCGCAGUGAUCGUACUUCUAUCGGUGUAUAAAUAUUACAAGUUUACUUUUCAUAAGCCACCUAAUUCACCUCCAAGCAUUAUCAGAGUUCCAAUAUCAGGAUCUUACCUGAUAUUAUUGUUGAGAAGCUACUCCUUCCCAUAUAAGGCCGUCGAAUAUUAUACAAAGAGAUUGAAAUCAAAAAUCAUCGGCUGCUACCUGGGCAGUUUUUGGGUAGUCAUAGCUAACGAUUAUGCCAGCAUAAAGGAAGUGCUCAAGAGAGAUGAAUUCGACGGCCGAAUUACGGAAGUGCCAGUCAUAAAAGCACGAUCUUUUGGAAAAACAUUAGGUAUAACUUUCGCUGACAACACGCUGUGGCGUGAGCAGAGGAGAUUCUUUCUUCGCAAUAUACGAGAUUUCGGGUUCGGGCGACGACAAGACGGCAUUGAGAAACAGAUCAUGGACGAGAUAUCUCAGCUUAUCGAUAUCUUGAAACAUGGAGCUGUCAACGAUGGAGAAGAGAAAAUAAUAAAAGGCAACUUGAUACUUUUUCCGGACAUUCUAUAUCCAACAAUAUGCAGUUCCUUAUGGAAUGUGUUGUUUGGUCAGAGAUUUAACAGAAGUGAACACGACAUUCCACGACGGUUUGGUCGCAUGGCUAUGUUAUUUCACAGAUCGCUCGAUUCAACAGGCGGUGCGCUUUUUCAUUUACCUGUUUUAAGAUAUUUUGGAAAUAUGUUUGGAUUUAAAGAUAUGAUGAAAGCAAAUAACGCAAUGAUAGACAUUAUCCAGGAAUAUCUGAAAUCCCAAGACGUCAUUCCCAGUGAGAAUGUCGAUAGAGGAUUUAUCGACAGGUAUCUCGACAUAUUGAAUAAGGACGAUAACACGCAAACUUUUUCAAAGGAGCAACUAAUCAUUUUACUAGCUGAUAUAUUGCUGGCCGCCAACUCUACACUUCCCACUGUUAUUACUCAGAUCUUCAAAUACCUGAUACAUCAUCCCCGGGUUCAGAAGAAAGCCCACGAUGAAAUAGAUCGAGUCGUUGGGACCGGACGUUUGGUUACAUGGGGUGAUAGAAAGAACUUGCCUUAUAUGGAAGCGGUGAUCCGAGAAGUGAUGAGAAUAUCGUCAUCGUUGCCGUUUAGCGUAUUCCACAGAGCCGUCAAGGAUACUACUCUGGGAGGGUACACGAUACCGGCUGAUACGCCAAUUGUUACCAACUUGGCGGCGAUGCAUCACGACCCUGACUUGUGGGGUGAUCCCGACAACUUCAGACCAGAGAGAUUCUUUGACGAGGACGGCGCAUUGAUCAAGGAUAUGUCAUUACCUUUCGGUCUCGGUCAUCGAGUUUGUCCGGGAGAAACUUACAGCAGAUAUUAUGUCUUCGGUGUGACGUCCGCCUUGUUGCAAACGUUCAAUUUCUUUGCAGUCGAGGGCGAACCGUCGAAACCCGGAGACGAUUUGCCGGGUCUUUUGAUAACCCCUAAGGAAUUUUGGCUACGCUAUGAAUCGCGUUAAUGUGCCUCGAGUAUACAUUGAAAUGGAACACCCUCCAAUGAUUAUGACUCAGAUACGACUCGAAUAUAUUGAAUUUGGAUCAUCGUCUCUCAAGUAGCAUACAAAACGUUCGAGCCUCGUUGCUCAUUGUUUGUUAAUGAGUUACCAAUGAAACAAGUUUUAUAAACAUAAUGUAAUAAUACGUAAUUAUUGAUGUUUUUGGACGGAAUUUUUCAACACCGCAUAUAUUGAGAUGGUAUAGUUUGUAUAGUUGGUAUAGUUGGUUGAUGAGAUUGGAUUAGAUCAGAUUAGAUUUAUAUCCAACAGUACAGUUCUAUCUAGAAAAUAAAACAAAAACAUUAUUAUACUUUGUAAUUAUUUUGAAUAUUAUAUGGAUAUGCAUCGCUCGUUAUUACAGAAAAAAAAUACCAUCUGAUCGGUCAUCUAAUUUUAUUCGUCUUUUCGAUACAAAUUCUGCAAUAUAGUCAUCGUAAUGAUACGUGCGUAUCCCUCCCACAUGCGUGCUAUCGCCAUUUGACAUGCGAUCAGGAUUUCACUGACAUGUCCCACUCGUAUCGUUUGGGGAAAAAUUUUGUGAAAAAUAAUUAGACGCUUAUUUCUUUUCUUUUCGUAUAUAUAAAUUCCAUGAACAUCUGAUGUAUAAAAUUUUUUUCAAAAGGCAAAGGCUGAUUGAUCAGACGAGACAUUGUAUUAGAUAAUCAGAUCAAUGUAUUCUUCACAGAAAUUUUUCACAGAAAUAAGAGAUAAUGUGAUGUAGAACUGAAAUAAAGAGCUUGAAACAUUUGAUUA